CGUUCUUUAUGGCGUACAUGCGGCCCUCUUCGUCGCGUCUAUUCCCGCACUAGCCCGCCGAGAGGGAAAGUCGACCCUUCUCACCCUUAUUAUUGUGGUCAUGUUUGUGUCGUCGACGGUUGUGACGGCGGUUUGGACCCGGCUCUAUCUAAGGGAGUUUACGCCCUGCCGGUUCAACCCCUCGAAUUGUCAUGACAUGUCCGCCUCUAUCGAUGUCAUCGAAUGGCCAUCACGCGUCAAUUAUAUCCUCAACGAUGCCCUUGUCGUCUAUAGGGCUUGGGUGUUGUGGCCAAACAAUAGGACGGCGCGAGGUGUACUCCUAUUGUGUAUGUUCUGCAGCUUCGUCGGAACAGUCAUCGAAUGCGUCUGGAGAACGUAUCCUGUGUUCGACUUCCCGCGCAAGGUUUCUGUACCGGGCCUUAUGGGAAUACUGCUCUUCAUUACCAAUCUGACGGCCACUACGCUCAUCGGUAUCCGUUUUUGGAUCUACAGGAAAGAUGUCCGUGCUUGGAUAGCGCCAUUGCGCUCGACACGUACGAGGGUUGAGACAAUCCUCAUGCUGCUUCUGGAGUCCGGUGUGAUCUACUGCGCUCUAUGGGCUUUCUUCCUCGUCACGAUAAUUCCUCCUUCUGGCCUCAAACACAGUUACGACCCUACCCAAAUUGCCAUAUUUCGCGUCUUCGAUGAUAUAUUAUAUUUGUUAUCGGGCAUUUACCCUACCUUUGUCGUUGUCGUCGGUGUGUUGCAUCAACAGUCCACGGGCAUGUCUACGAUCGGUGCCCAAAGCAAGUUUCUGGAAUCGCUACGCAUCCUUCCUGAAUGUGAUACCGAAGAAUGUCGACGCGAGGCGCGUAGUAUGUCUGCGAGCGAGUGCAAUUAGCGCCGACGCUAAAAUUCGAUGUCUUGCUUCGAAUUUGCGGAUUUUCUCGGUUGUAUGUAGAACUUAACAGGGUCAAGCCUAAGCUUCGUCGUCUACUAGUUCCCGUCCAUAUAUGACAGUUCGAUUCAUCUAUUUAGUUGCU
Molecule: messenger RNA, 1022 nt
Organism: Schizophyllum commune H4-8
Lineage: Eukaryota; Fungi; Basidiomycota; Agaricomycetes; Agaricales; Schizophyllaceae
Exons: 8
Coding region: 101-880 (259 amino acids)
Source: RefSeq, a predicted model, not a curated record